Molecule: messenger RNA, 2108 nt
Organism: Gossypium raimondii (Peruvian cotton)
Lineage: Eukaryota; Viridiplantae; Streptophyta; Magnoliopsida; Malvales; Malvaceae
Product: protein SUPPRESSOR OF GENE SILENCING 3 homolog
Exons: 5
Coding region: 40-1932 (630 amino acids)
Biological process (GO): regulatory ncRNA-mediated gene silencing; defense response to virus
Source: RefSeq, a predicted model, not a curated record
AGACUGAAUUCGAUCGAUCCUUUACUCGGAAUUACUAAUAUGGCCAACGAAUUAGCAUUUGAUCUGAUCUAUGGAGUUGGUGACGAGAAGGAUAUUUUCGAGCUUUCAUAUGCUACAUUUGCUGAAGAGUUGCAGCUCCAGGAGAUCCUGAAGGAGUCCAUGAUGGGUUCUGAAAAGGAGCUGGAAGAUGCAGCUAGUGAAGCCAACCAGAAACUUGAGUGUCUUGUCAGCCAUGGAUUAUCCAACACGGAAUGUGCUAUCUCCCAUGUCUCAGAGAUUCAUGAGCCUCAGUCGUUCAAUAAACAGGGGUCAGCAAGAUGGCGUCCCCAGCAGAGGUUUGGUUACAUUGAGCAACAGAGGAUAAACUGGGAUGACAAAGGAAGAGACCGUUUCAGGUGGAGGAAACCUACAGGGUGGCACAACAUUAGGGGAAGAAGGGUGGGAGAUGUUCCUCAAACCAGUUCCAGCAAGGAAUUUCAUGCAAAAACCAGUUCCUGGGGUGAAGGCAGUCCUCUUGUUGGCACUGGUAAUAUUGAAGAUCCUAAGGGUAAAGGCAAAGCCAUAGAUGAUGGCUGGUUGCUGGUCUCCAAAUGGAAAUCCGAAAGCAGGGGUGGAAACAGUGUUGACAAACAGCAGGUUGAUCUCGGGCAUCCUAAUCAUUUAAAGGGUUCAAAAGAUGACGACACAAGUGCUGUUCACGAAGAUGAUUGCGAGUCCUUGGAUGAUGAGGAUGACUUUGAUUCCGAUGAUAGUCAAAAGAGCUACGAGAGUCGCAAGAAGAGUAAAUGGUUUAAGGAAUUUUUUGAGAGAAUGGACGCCUUGAAUGCAGAGGAGAUUGAUCAAACCCUGUGGCACUGUCCAGCAUGCCAAGGUGGUCCAGGUGCCAUCAAAUGGUACAGAAGCAUUAGUGACCUGAUAGCACAUUCCAAAAAGAUUGGAUCGAGAAGGGUGAAGUUACAUCAAGAGCUCGCGAUGCUUCUAGAAGGGGAGUUGUGCAUUAGGGGAACAUCAGUUUCUCCUCCUGCUGACCCAAUUGUUGGUACUUGGAAAGGUUUAAAAGAGGAGGCAAGAGAUCAUCAAGUAGUUUGGCCUCCCAUGGUUGUCAUUAUGAACACAAUGACAAGCAAUUCAAAGGAUGGAAAGUUUGUUGGCAUGGGAAGUCAUGAGCUUCUUGAGCACUUCAGCUCGUUUCCUGCUUUAAAGGCUCAACAUUCCUAUGGUCCUCAAGGUCACCGUGGUUUGAGCGUCUUGAUCUUUGAGAGCUCGGCGGUAGGUUAUUUAGAAGCCGAACGACUGCAUCAGAAUUUUUUGGACCAAGGAUUGGAUAAAUUUGCUUGGAAUUCUUGUACAAACGAAGUCCUGCCAGGAGGAGAGCGCCAACUUUAUGGUUUCAUGGCAGUGAAAGAGGACCUGGAUUGCUUCAACCAGCAUUGCCAAGGUAAAUCAAAGCUCAAAUAUGAGCUCAAAUCAUAUCAAGAAGCGGUUCUGAAUGAAAUCAAGAAAAUGAGGGAGGAUAGCCAGCAACUUAUCCGGCUCAAGGAUAAGCUUGAAGAAGAAAUAAAACGAGCAAAAACUCUUGAAAGAUCAGUCGAUGAUCUAAGUAGGAACCUGCAACAGAGAAUGAAGGACAUCUGCAUAUUUGAACGAAGGGUCAAAUCACUGCAUGAAGAUAACAAAGAAGAGGUGGAAUCCCAGGAGAUCUUUUAUAAGGAUCAAAUUAAAAUUCUGGAAGCAAGAGUGAAAGAGCUUGAUCACAAGUUGAAGGAAUCUGGCGCAAGUCCUUUACAUACAGGGGAACCUGAACCUGCCAUGUCCGGCCUAUUGGAGGAGGAGCACACUCCAUAUCAGUACAACAGCAACCUCGGCAUUGAUGAAGAUUCAAGUUUGGAGAAUGGAAAGCUUCCAAGCAAAUCCAAUGAAAAUGGAGAUUGAAAACAUUCAAACCACCAGCUUUUAAGACUUUACUGCAACUCAUAAAGUAAUAUCAGUGUAGGAUUAUAUAUCCCUGUGGAUGCGUUGUAGGGUUGGGUGCUAUUUGUUUAUAAGAACCAACUAUUAUUUCAUAAUUUCUUCAUGAUAAUUACAUGGGUACUUUAUGUUUAUUAAAA